Messenger RNA from Cylas formicarius (sweet potato weevil), 5024 nucleotides. RefSeq names its product calpain-D-like. Bases 102 to 3986 code for a protein of 1294 amino acids. The record is from RefSeq and is a predicted model, not a curated record. Gene Ontology annotation, cellular component: cytoplasm. The transcript is spliced from 16 exons. NCBI's taxonomy places the organism in Eukaryota, Metazoa, Arthropoda, Insecta, Coleoptera, Brentidae. Gene Ontology annotation, biological process: proteolysis. Gene Ontology annotation, molecular function: calcium-dependent cysteine-type endopeptidase activity.
GGUUGUGUUUUUAAAAAUUGGUUUGAUUUAUCAGCUGUUUUGUAGUGAAUGUUGACUGGUUUCAGUGUUUUAAUGAAUUUUAUAGCCAUGUGCAGAUUACCAUGGGUGCAAUUGCAUCUGUAUUACAGUGGCAUUGCAAAUCUUGUAAUUUGAUUAAUCCUACGGAAAAAAGAAAAUGCAUUAGAUGUGGAAUUUUGAGGGAGACAACCCCAAAAAGGGAUUGUUUAGAUAAUUCUGAACCCUUUGACUUCAGCAAAAGUAAAAAUUGUACCGUUAUUAGACGAUACAAGGCUACAAAUAACUCAUUGUUAGAUAUUGAUAGUGGUUUAGAGAAAAAGAACUGCACUGCUUUAGUUAAAAAUACUCUCGUCAAUAGCUUAAUUUUAAUUAGGCAAAAAAAACUAAAAAAUUUAAAAUCACAUUCCCUUAUUCCAAAGUCACCAAGUCUGCCAGACUUAUGUUGUUUGUUAUUUUGUAAAGAAUGCCAACUGUCUUUCAACAAUUCAACUUUAUUCUAUUGCUUGCUGUGUGAUAACCAGCUAGAAAGGAUGAAUGCUAUUGAAUCACCAUGCAAGUUGUGCUCUGUAACUCCAAAAUACAGAAACUACGAAAUAUUAAAUUAUGAAAGGUGCAAAUGUCAGAACAAACCAAUAAAUCUAGUUUCACUAUCGAACAUAAAAAGUUUAAGUUGUUCAGUAGCCCAAGACAAUAACUGUGAUAAACCCAUAGACGGUGUUCAACCAACUAACGUAAGAACUACAGCAAGUGGAAUCCAUAGUGAUUCUUCUGGGAGCAGUUUCUGGACAUCUAAAAGUACUGUACCCUCUUCUACAUGGACAUGUAAAAGAUGUACACUAUUGAAUAGUGCUAGUUCUUCUAUUUGUGAGGCCUGCGAAGCACAUUAUUUACCUGAUUUGAACAGUAAUAUUAGCCCAAGUGUAAUUAUUAAGGUGGACAAUUGGGCAGAUAAUGAAGCUCUCCGAAAUCCUACACAAAAACCUUUUUACCGAAGAUCUUUCUCGGAACUGCCAGCGUCACCAAAUCGCUUACCUAAUUUGAAUCGUCGAAGUUUAGAUAGCGAAAUUUUGCAGUUAAAUAUACCGAAAUCAAGUAAUUCGAUGACUAACAUACAAUCAUCAAGAACCAACUUCGGGCCUCUUAAUGUUCCACUAAGAAGUAGAAAUUUCAAUCGAAGCACAAGUGAUAUUAGUGACGCCAGUGUAAAUAGUACUGUGUAUACGUAUAUAGGCAUUACGGAACCCGAAAAGGAAAAACUACAUUUUUAUGAAAACCAUAGUAUCGUCAACGCUCACAAGAGAGCAAAUGAAUUUAGUCCUGAACAGCACGAGAAAAUUCUUACAAUACUACAAAAGAACAAUCCCUUACCCACAUCGUGGACAAUAAAUGAAAGGAGGUGGAUUUGCAGACAGUGUUCAUUUGCCUACAAUGAUUUAAUUGCGGAUAGAUGUGACAUAUGCAAAAGUUUUAGAUCACCCCCAUCUUUAAAUCAACCUUCGACUAUCACAGUGACCGAAGAGAGGACAAGCAGUGGUCCUUCUCCUAUUCCAGCGAACUGGAUAGACUCCAACGAUUUACAAGUUCCCAUAGCCACUCUGGACCAAGACCUUGAAGAUGAUUUUCAGCUAUUUCCAGGUAUUGAAUCGUCGCCUGGUUCGUCAGAUGAACAAAAAUGGACCUGCAAAAAGUGCACUUUGGUAAACCGUGGUUGUGCGUUAGUCUGUGAGGCGUGUUAUGGUUCCAAAUUAAAGUCCCUGACAAUAAACCAUGAUAUGACCUUAAAGAAAGGCGAAUUUUGGACAUGUUCCAAGUGCACUUUAAAAAAUCCACUCACGUCCACUUCUUGUAAAGUUUGUAAGACCGAAAAUUCGUUUGACAGAGAAAGAUCUGGUCAGUCAAGGAGUCCAUCGCCCUUGCACGGAUCAAGACAAUUAAAUAAAAAUGGAAAAGCCGGUAACGUGAAACCAUUGCCCGUUAAGGGCAAAAUUAACUUGCACACCGAUAUGGAUUUAGGUUGUGUUCCCAAUACAUCCCGACAAUGCCAAGUGUGGACAUGCAUGAUUUGUACCUUUGAAAAUACCAAAUCUCAAGUUAUCUGUGAUAUGUGUCAAAAACUACGUAUUGAUGCUAGUUCGGUGCCACCAGAAGAUCCUCCCAGGCUCAGCCAGGAGGAGCUUAGUAACAAACAUUGGAACUAUAUUGUUAGGUAUUGUAAGUUGAAGAAACAGAGUUACAUAGAUGAUGAUUUUCCACCCAUGCAGUCCAGUUUAUACUACAAUCCAUCAGAAGUUAAAGAAGGGCAUACAGUUAAGUGGAGGAGAUUAAGGGACAUCAUAGUGGAAGAGAACAAAGACUUACCCUGGGCUGUGUUUCGAACCCCACAACCGUCAGAUAUAUCACAAGGCGUAUUGGGAAACUGUUGGUUACUGAGUGCCUUAGCUGUAUUGUCAGAAAGGGAGGAGCUUUUAAGAGCCAUCUUAAUCACCAGGAGUCAUUGUCCUCAAGGCGCUUACCAAGUGAGGUUGUGUAAGGAUGGAGUAUGGACGACUGUUUUGGUAGACGAUUACUUUCCCUGCGAUAAAAGGGGCCACUUGCUAUAUUCCCAGGCGAAAAGGAAACAGCUCUGGGUACCGCUAAUAGAGAAGGCUGUAGCUAAAAUCCAUGGCUGUUACGAAGCACUCGUUUCCGGUAGAUCGUUAGAGGGUUUGGCAACGUUAACAGGGGCCCCCUGCGAAUCUAUACCCUUGCAAGUGUCAUCGUUUCCGUCAAAUGAAGAAGAAUUGGAUACGGACCUUAUUUGGGCUCAGUUGCUUUCUUCACGUCAAGCGAUGUUCUUAAUGGGAGCCUCUUGCGGUGGCGGCAACAUGAAAGUGGACGAAGUGGAAUAUAACACAAAAGGGUUAAGGCCAAGGCACGCGUAUUCGUUGUUGGACGUGCGCGAUUUCGAAGGUUACAGGUUGCUUAAACUGAGAAAUCCAUGGGGCCAUUUCGUCUGGAAAGGUGACUGGUCGGAUAACUCUACGGUCUGGAUGAGACAUUUACGCGACGAACUAAUGCCAGACGGGCCUCAAGACGGAACCUUUUGGAUAUCGUUUAACGACGUCCUAAAAUAUUUUGACUGCAUCGACAUUUGCAAAGUCAGAAGCGGUUGGAACGAAGUGAGACUGAAUGGAAUUUUGCCGCCCGUGGCCAGUCAGAAACAUCUCUCUUGCAUAUUGUUGACCGUUUUGGAGCCUACCGAGGUUGAUUUCACUCUCUUUCAGAAAGGCCAAAGGAAGUCUGAAAAAUCUCAGAGGUCUCAGUUAGAUUUGUGUGUGGUUCUUUUCAAAGCCCGGUCGGGAACUACCAUAGGAAAUCUAGUAGAACACAGCAAACGUCAAGUUAGAGGUUUCGUGGGGUGCUGUAAAAUGCUGGAACCUGGAGAAUAUGUUGUGGUACCGCUCGCUUUCAAUCACUGGCACACUGGGUUGGACGAAGUUACCGCAUACCCAAAAUACGUCUUGGCUAUUCACAGUUCAAAGAAAGUUUUAGCCGAGCACAUCACGCCUCCAAAUUAUAUUUUGGCAGACUCCAUUAUAUCGUUAACGUUAGCGAGAGGCCAAAGACACGAGGGCAGAGAAGGUAUGACGGCGUAUUACUUGACAAAAGGUUGGGCGGGUCUGGUGGUCAUGGUCGAGAAUCGGCACGAAAACAAGUGGAUACACGUCAAAUGCGAUUGUCAGGAGAGCUACAACGUCGUGUCGACCCGCGGAACUUUGAAAACAGUAGACUCGGUGCCACCUCUAACUCGCCAAGUCAUAAUUGUUUUGACGCAACUCGAGGGUAGUGGCGGUUUUUCUAUAGCACAUAGGCUAACUCAUAGACUUGCAAAUUCUCACACUUUGCAUGAUUGGGGCCCACAGGGAGUUUGCCACGUUCCUGAAUUGGAUCACCAGACUACCGGGUUGCAUUCACCUCGAUUAUUCUGAGGGGGUUAAUAACACAGUAUUUGUAUCUUCUUAAGGAGUUUUAGCGUUUAGUUUCAAUGCACUGAUAGUGUAAUUUGAGUAUUAUGUUGAAUUUGAUACCUUGGUUUUGUCUGUUUUGUUUGUUGUUAAAUGAUUUAUUAGGCUUUGGCAAAAUUAUAGAAUAAAUUUUGGGAAAUUAUUGUUUACUGGAUUAUUUCGUCGGGAAACAACGUUUGGGUAAUAUUUUAAACAAUUAUUUGUAAAACCAGGUAGGGCUAUCGUUAGAAAGCAACGUGUGUUUGGAAUUUUGCUGUUAAUUUCCUGAAUGAAUGAAUUGCAUGAUAGGUUGAUAAUUUAUUUUUAAUUUGUUUUAAUUUUGUUCUCUGGAUUAAAGACAAACAUGUAUUUGAUCAUGUUUUUUGUACUAAAUUUUAAAGAGAUACCAUCGGUUCUUAGAUACUACAUAUUAUAAUUAUUAGAAAUUCGAAUGUGAUAGUUAAUGUAAAUGCAAUUUUAAAUUGUUUCAAGGGCUAGUUUCGAAUAUUAAAUUGAAUUAUUUUUUUAAGAACUUGUUGAGUUGGCAGAUUUAUAUCCACAGUGUGAAUUAUUUGUUCAUGAACCUGUUCAUUUAUUUUCAUCAGUCACAUGUUUUGUCUGAAUUUUAUAAAAUAGUUCAAACCGAUUGAAACGCCUAUUGAAGUAAUAUUUUAGUUCCACCAUCGCCAUCAAGGUCUAGGCGCUCUAGAUUGAUUUGAAAUUUGGUACUGGACUGUAAAAAGUAAUACAUUUUUUAACUUGGUAGGGGAGCAACUUUCCUUUUUUACAUAUUGUAUAUGCUCGGGUUUCUUUAAAAAUCGGUGAGGUUCAUGAACACAUAGUAAUACUUUUUUUACUUGAAUCUCCACAAAUUGUUAAUUUAAAUUAUACAUAUAUUAAAAUAUGUUAAAUGUGACAUUACACAUUAUUAUGCACUCCAAUUAUUUUUAAAAAAUACUUGUUUUAAUGGGCCUAUACUUUACAAACUUUUGUGAUAGCAGAAAUACAGAUUUUCGUUUAUAA